GAUGAUGGCCAAAAUUGGACAUGAUGAAGCGCCACGAGACAAUGUCCUUAUAUUAUUUGAUAUUUUGAUCACAAAGUUUGCAACAGCCAAGAAGCAACCGAGAAACUGCGUGUUGUCUCCUUUUUCUUGGAAUCUUGUCAACAUGGAAAUCAGUGGUAGCAAGAAGAGAAAAUUAUCAUGCAUAGAAGAAGAUGAAGAGAAACAAGAAGAAGAGGAAGCCAAAAUUGAGACUUUUUUUGCUCUAGUGAGAAGCAUGCGUGAGACACGUGAUCGUUGGAAGAACAAAAUGAGCAGUGAAAAUGUUAAGGAAGAAAAUAGAGUUGUUUCUGUUUGGAAGCCUAUGUUUCAACUUGAAGAUUUUAUGGAAGAUCAGGAUGCUGAUCAGUGCCGAAACCGGAAGCAAAACCGGAAUCUUACGCUUGAUGGUGCUUCGACGAGCAAUGAUAUUAAUUGUGCUAAUAAUAAGGAAGAUGAUGGAGAAAAAGGUAUUGACUUGAAGCUCUCACUUUGAAACUGUUGCUGCACAUCCUCGUAGUUAUAGUUAUAGAUCUUAUGUUCUUGACUUCUUGUUGUAAAUUUGUAAGUUGUGAUGGAUUCCUUUCAUGUGAUGUCUUUAAUUGCCUAACUAUGUAUGGUUGCUGCCAAUUAUAUGGACAACCUGUAGAUUUCUAGUUUAAUCAUGGUUUAUAGAUGUAAUAUGCUAGUAUUAGUAACUAAGUAUUGCAUUCUCUAAUUAAAGAGUUUAGUGAAAA
Molecule: messenger RNA, 752 nt
Organism: Trifolium pratense (red clover)
Lineage: Eukaryota; Viridiplantae; Streptophyta; Magnoliopsida; Fabales; Fabaceae
Exons: 1
Coding region: 2-511 (169 amino acids)
Biological process (GO): regulation of systemic acquired resistance
Source: RefSeq, a predicted model, not a curated record